CGCCCACACCAAUUCCAUGACCCGCGAUCUUUAGCAGGGUCUCUUUUGAUCCUAGUCCUGUCUUCUAUCUCUUUGCCUCGGACGGAGUUGGAGCCGCGCGGACAGAGCAGGGUUCAGCAAUGGCGGCGAGGGUGGUGGACCUGCGCACGGACACGAUCACCAAGCCCACGGACGCCAUGCGCGCCGCCAUGGCCGUGGCCGACGUCGGCGACGACGUCCGGGACGGGGACCCCACCGCGCGGCGCUUCGAGGCGGAGAUGGCGGCGCUCAUGGGCAAGGAGGCCGCGCUGUUCGUGCCCUCGGGCACCAUGGCUAACCUCGUCUCCGUCCUCGUGCACUGCGACGUCCGGGGCAGCGAGGUCAUCCUCGGGGACGACUCGCACAUCCACCUCUACGAGAACGGGGGGAUCGCCACCAUCGGCGGCGUGCACCCCAGGCCCGUCAGGAGCAACCCCGACGGCACCAUGGACAUCGACAGGAUCGUCGCUGCCAUCAGGAGUCCCGACGGGGUGAUCUAUUACCCGACCACCAGGCUCAUCUGUUUGGAGAACACACAUGUAAAUUCUGGUGGGAGAUGUUUAUCUGUAGAAUAUACUGACAAGGUCGGUGAAAUUGCCAAGAGUCGUGGCCUGAAGCUCCAUAUUGAUGGAGCUCGCAUUUUUAACGCUUCUGUGGCACUUGGAGUUCCAGUAGACAGACUUGUGAAAGCUGCUGAUUCAGUUUCGGUAUGCCUAUCUAAAGGUUUAGGUGCCCCCGUUGGAUCAGUUAUUGUUGGUUCAAAGGCCUUCAUUGACAAGGCCAAAUUUCUUAGGAAGACCCUAGGUGGUGGAAUGAGGCAGGUUGGAGUUCUCUGUGCUGCUGCCCAUGUUGCCGUUCGCGACACUGUGGGAAAGCUCGCGGAUGACCACAGAAGGGCUAAAGCUUUGGCAGAGGGACUGAAUAAGAUUGAACAGUUUACGGUGGAUUCAGCUUCAGUCGAGACCAACAUGGUGUUCUUUGAUAUUGUGGAUUCACGCAUAUCAUCUUACAAGCUGUGCCAAAUCCUGGAAAAGCGCAACGUGCUUGCAAAUCCAAGGAGUUUAAAAAGCGUCAGGUUGGUCCUCCAUUACCAUAUUUCGGAUAGCGAUGUUCAAUCUGCCCUGACAUGUUUUGAGAAAGCUGUUGAAGAGCUGCUGAUGGGAGGCACUGAAUCCGAGCAUUUGGCAGAUGGUGCAACCAAAAACUCGUAUGGGUACUAGCUAGGACACUAGGUCGUGCACUUCGUUUCUACCGUGGUGAUGUACCCCUGCCUGUUUGCUAUCAACGCUAGCAGGCUACUGAAGAACAAGUGUUGCAGUUUACUCUUUGCUCGGGCGUGUUCAGUCUUGUGCCGUGGUUAACCUACCCAGAAUUGCUUUAUUCGUUUUCGUUUGUUGUAGAUCUUUUCUUGAAAUAAAAGUCAAAUAGAUAUGAGAAGGAAAAUUUUGGGCACUUUU
This is a messenger RNA of Panicum virgatum (switchgrass), 1475 nucleotides long. RefSeq names its product probable low-specificity L-threonine aldolase 1. Bases 120 to 1238 code for a protein of 372 amino acids. Gene Ontology annotation, molecular function: L-allo-threonine aldolase activity. Gene Ontology annotation, cellular component: cytosol. Lineage: Eukaryota; Viridiplantae; Streptophyta; Magnoliopsida; Poales; Poaceae. The transcript is spliced from 9 exons. The record is from RefSeq and is a predicted model, not a curated record. Gene Ontology annotation, biological process: L-threonine catabolic process; glycine biosynthetic process.